AUGGGUGCUAUAAAAUCAAAGGAAUUUCAGCCUCUUUGCAACGAUUAGAUUGUAGUAACAAUCAAUGAUUAAUACGAUCAACCAUUGAAAAGGGGAUAAUGUAUUCUAAAUUCAAUUUAUAAAUCGCAAGAUCUUCCAGGAAUGGAGCAACCUUUUAUUUGCUUAUUUCAGUACAAUCAUACCCUUCAAUAGCUUCACAUUAAAAAGCAUGACUAUCCUUAUAAGUAUUAGAAAAAACAAGAACUUUAAGAUAAAUUCAAUUCACACAAGGAUACUACAAAUCAUUUGAUAAUGUUUGAACACUCAGAUGUUUGCCCCAACCGAAUUUAUGCUGAGAGAUGCCAGCAAGCUCAGCAUUCCAUAUAAUAUUCCAGUAGACUAACUAAUUUGGCUGUGUGUUGUGUUAUAUUCGAUUCUGAUGAUUAUCUUCUAUCGACUAGGAGAUAAUAAAGGAUGAUGUUUUUCCCUAAGGCAUGGGUAAUUCCAGGUGGGCAUGUUGAAACUCAAGAAUUACCAGAGUAUGCAGCUCUGAGAGAAGCUGGUGAAGAGACAGGAAUUGAGAUUGUUCAAUCUCUUAACGCUGAAACUUAAAAAUUUGAAUAUUUUUAUAAGGAUUAGCCCUGUUCAGACUUAUAGAUGUUCUAUGCUUUUGAAAGUGCUACAUACAAAGAUAAUGUCAAUAGCUUCGAAGCAGCUAAAUCUACACAUAUGAUAUUAUUCUAUAAAAUUAAACUGCCAGUAAGCAGAGAUAAAGUGCAGCUUAAUCUCUAAUAUUCAGAGGUAGAUUAGGCUGUUUGGUUAAGUGAAGGUGAUAUAAAAAAUUUGCUGGCUAAAACUGAAACCGAUUAAGUAUUUGAAGGAUAUGAGCCAAUAGAUAAAAGUGGUGCUGUAAGAAAAAUUUAAGUUUAAUAAAAGCAGCUAUUGCCUCAUUAUCCAAAUCCUCUUGGUGAAGGAUUGUCAAAAGCUCAUACUAUGGCUUUAGAUUAUUAUUUUAACAGGUAUAAAUAGAGAGAUUGA
Stylonychia lemnae is the source of this 1017-nucleotide messenger RNA. The record is from the annotation of a GenBank genome assembly. NCBI's taxonomy places the organism in Eukaryota, Ciliophora, Spirotrichea, Sporadotrichida, Oxytrichidae.